GUUAUCAUUAAAUAUAGUGCUCAAGGUAAUUUCAUAUAUCAUGUGAACACAACCGUAUGGACACAUUCAGACACGUGUUGAUCACAUCGUUGUAACCGCAUACCACUCACCACCCAUUCAAUGCAACUGAUCCACUGGUGAUACUUAGUGGUCAACUGAUCCACUGGUGAUACUUAGUGGUCAACUGUACCGGUGAUCGACCAUUAAUCUCAUAAACCACUCGUGAAGCUCACAAGCGAUGCUCACCAUCAACACCAUUGCCAUCAAUAGGCAACUGAUCCGAAAGUUGAGUGACUCGAGGGCUGCGGUGAUCAACCACUUGCUCAGCGUAUACGAGGAUCGUGUGAAGGCUGGACUGCUCCGGGAGGACGAGCACCAGCACGUGGUGGUCGACCACUUGGAUCACCUGAACGCCAAACUCUGUGAUUAUCAACAAACCAUAAGACAUCGAAACUCAUUCUUAAACAAAUUGUUUAAGAAGUCCAACUCUGGAGGUCGUGUCCGUGGGCUGUAUCUGCACGGGUCGGUCGGAUGCGGCAAAACGAUGCUAAUGGACCUCUUCUACGACAACUGCUGUGUAGAUCCCGGUGCCAGACGUCGCGUCCACUUCCACUCGUUUAUGAUUGACUUCCACACCAGANCCAAUGAGUCUCACAUUAUCACCGAACCGAUGGUCGAUAUUAUUUGGGAGACAUUGAUCCCGGUGCUAAUUAAACACUUAAGCGCUUCCCAUAUAAAUCAAGUGGACAUGAAGUCCAGUGGUAGUGACAGCUCUGUCACCCAAUCCGCGCCCACAGCCGACGCUAAAAAGAUGGGUCGCGGAUCAGAGUCUGUCUCAUCGGUCGACACGUCCUCCAUAUAUAAGACAUAUAUUUUCAAAAUUGCUUCCGAAUUGUUGAGACUUUUUGGUCGAAUCAGUUGUCUUCGGCCGGCACUGGAGUCACUAUUUCAUCGGAUACUACUAUACCCUCCGGUUUCGCAACGAUUAGAUGCUUUAAAGUGGAUUCAAGAGGUCCUGAAGAAUACAUACCUUAUAGUGAACGCAGCGGUCGAGGAGCCGGUGUUCGGCAAGAAGUCGCGCUCUAAAGACUUGGAUCUGUUGCACAUAGUUGUGGAUUCGCUGGAAGAGUGCAGUCAAUCCUCAGACACCACUAUAUCAUCGCAGAGUAUAUCAUCUGUUGUGGCAUUUCUGCACUCUUUGCAGACAAUCUGUCACUCGAAUCAACUGAACGACAAAACCAUUGAAUAUAUCAACAGAUUGUACGCCACUGUCGAAGACGCAGAGUUUGAGGGCUUCGAUGUCCGCAACGGUCGACACGAUUCUGUGGAUAAGUGUUGCGCCGAUGAGUCGAUUCAGACGAGUGUCUCGUUUGAAGUGUUGAAGAAGCGAAUCGUCGGUUUCGAUGCCAACGAGGAGAUGGAUAGGGAUCUCAAUCACGAGUUGACCGGUGCGGACACAACUGUCCAGAAGCGGACCUUUCAGAAGACACAUCUCAAGAACUUUAAGCUCGAGUCCUAUAAAUCAAAACUUAAGGAGAUUUUGUGCUCCAAGUCUACGGACAGCGACGGUGUCGACGAUACCCCGCGAUCUGAACCAGAAUCAGGUGUUGUCGCCGGCGAUGAUAAUGUCGUUACCGGUGAGGAAAUUACUGAAUCCAAUGAAUGUCAGCCAAAGGCCGAGGGUUUGCCGCAAACGGAAAGCGUUUCGACUAAUUAUGAAGAGGCGGAGGAAUACCAGAAGACCUCUUCCAACACCAGUUGCUGUACUGAAGGUCCGGAACCGGAAGAAUGUGUGGCAACAGAUCAGAUCUUCGGCGGUGAUCGGCGCGAGUCGACUGCCGCUAAUGGCAGUCAUUACGUGAAUGUUGAGCGCAAUAACGCCCGCCGUUUCGUCGGUUCUCUCAAACACUUUUUGCCGCAACUCUUGUCUCUGCGGACGUCCGUCGAGGCCGACCACGCGUUACAAGUGUUUUCCUCCGACUACUGCACCGAUCUAUGCGAACAACAAAAACUUACCGCCAGUACUAACACUAACGGCACCCGUAUUACUACCGACAAUGAGCGCACACAAGACAACCCAUACAACCAAAUGCCGCUAAUUAUAAACAGCGAUGGCAUCUAUUUAGCCACUUAUUCGGCGCUUUCACUAAACCUUAAACUAAUUAACACUAACUUUUACACCAAUUCCUGUCUAACCAUUCCCUUAACAGAGCAAGAAUUUAUUGAUGAGAUUCACAGCACCGGUAUUCUUGUCUACAUAUCUGGCUAUUGGUUGGCAGAGCUCUAUCAGACUGUUUUAGCCGACAAUUUAUUAGAGAGCGCCGGCUAUCGAUACGGAGAGCACCAGAAUGUGGCCCUCAUUAACAUCUUAACAGACAUGGAUGGACUGGACAGUUGCGAACCGGGAGCUCAACGACUGUCCGAUUACCGGCGCCUCGAGAAAACAGUCACUACUCGAGUGGACCCGGAAAUGGAUGUCGAGCACAGAGCUGCCGCUCAUAAACUGGUGCGCCGGCUAUUGACGGCCUUUUGGGACACAAUACUCGGUUGUUUGGGAACA
This is a messenger RNA of Oppiella nova, 2560 nucleotides long. The record is from the annotation of a GenBank genome assembly. Lineage: Eukaryota; Metazoa; Arthropoda; Arachnida; Sarcoptiformes; Oppiidae.